Messenger RNA from Brachypodium distachyon (stiff brome), 1156 nucleotides. RefSeq lists its product as uncharacterized. Lineage: Eukaryota; Viridiplantae; Streptophyta; Magnoliopsida; Poales; Poaceae. The transcript has 5 exons. Bases 138 to 1079 code for a protein of 313 amino acids. The record is from RefSeq and is a predicted model, not a curated record.
CGGCCGCAAACGCUCACUUCCAACCAUCCGUGGCCCCCGAGGCCCGAGGCCACAAUUCCACCUGCACCUUCCCCCACCGCCGGCUUCCGGCGACCGCCGCUUGCCGGCCUCCCGAUGAUGGAUCGCCCAUCCAAUUGAUGGAUCCCUCGGCAGCAGAGCCCGUGCAACCACGGGCCGCCGCGGGCGAUGGUUCAGAGCCAGCGGAGGGGAGCAGGCGGCGGCGCGGGACCGUGGUCCGCGGCGCCCUCGGGAUGGCCUUCCCCAUCGCGGCGUCAUUCCUCUUCUCCUUUCUCGUCGGACUCGCGGGCCUAGCCCUCGGCGGACUCUCCUCCUCCGCAUCCGUCUCCAUGCCCUCCACCUGCCGCAUCCUCUCUACCGGCGUGGACAUUAGGUCAUCAAAGGUUUGUGAGCUCGGACUGUUGAACUAUAGAGCUAAGCAUGUAUUCUACCCGUCAAGUAAUAGAAGAUACCGUUGCCAUGAUGACUACUACUGGGCAUCAGUUUUCCAGGUUGAAUACACAGAAUAUUUUUCUGGCCAAAUAUCUUAUGCAAUGGCAGAGGCUCCAAAAGAGGCUCUUCCUCAGAAUUGCCGACCUGAUUUUGGUGCUGCAUGGUCAACAACAGCGAAAUUCAAGGUCAAUGAAUCAUACAGUUGCAAAUACACCCUGGGGAGUGCCAAAGCUGAUAUUUAUUCAGACAAGCUCUUCAAUUGCACAGCCGAAGAACCUUCGAUAAGUGAAAUGCUGAACAGGAUAUUUAUACUGUUUUCAAAGUUGUACAUGUCAGAAGAUUUCAGUUCAGGACGUAUGCUUGGAUACAUAGCAGCAGGGGUUGUGGCUGGCGUGUUGAGUUCUCUGUUCAUCACUAUAGUAUUGAGAAGCUUCCGAGGAGUGUUCUUUGCUGCUGCCAGGUGGGCUGUAAGCAAGCACAGCAUCAGGGUGUUUGCUUAUUGUUUCAAGCGAGCCUGUCUUCUUGUAGCAUAUGUAUCUUUUGUUGGCUGGGUUACUUUGCAGUACAGCAAAAUGAUUGGGUUGAAAGAACUUUUGGUAGACUAUGAACUCAUGGAGAGGUUCCUGUAAAUGUAAAUGUUUUGGGCGAUGUAUAUUGUCAGAGCUGAUGCUUGUUCUCAAUGAAACAUUUUUUUGUUUCAUUCUAA